Molecule: messenger RNA, 1581 nt
Organism: Naumovozyma dairenensis CBS 421
Lineage: Eukaryota; Fungi; Ascomycota; Saccharomycetes; Saccharomycetales; Saccharomycetaceae
Gene: MGA1
Product: Mga1p
Exons: 1
Coding region: 1-1581 (526 amino acids)
Biological process (GO): regulation of DNA-templated transcription
Molecular function (GO): DNA-binding transcription factor activity; sequence-specific DNA binding
Source: RefSeq, a predicted model, not a curated record
AUGCAACAACGAAAUUUCGUUAACCAAUUACAUUUAAUCUUACAACAAAAAGGUCUGCAUCAAUGGAUACGAUGGUAUUCUAUUGAAAAAUCAAUAUUCUUACUAAAACCAUACGAUCCAAAUUUUAGUGAAAAAGUUUUAAAGAAAUAUUUUAAACAUGGUAAUAUUAGUAGUUUUGUAAGACAACUACACAUGUAUGGCUUCCAUAAGAUUUCUUCAAAUGAUCUACCCAAUUCCAUCUUAAAUUCAAAUCCAAAUCCAAAUAAUAGAAUUAAUACAAUUUGGUAUUUCGCUCAUCCAUCAGGGUUUUUCACUCAAACUUCAACCAAUGAAAUAUUGAAAAAAAUUCAAAGAAAAUCAACUGGUGUUGAUAAAGAUGGGGAGAAAAGGAAAAAUAUUCUAUCAACUUUAUCUGUUAGUUAUUUAAAUCCGAACCAUCAUACUCCCCUUAAUACUUCUGACGUCCACGCUGCUAGUGUUGAAACGAAUAAUAUCAUCCCAAGUGAGAAUAAUAAUACUACCAAUAGCUUUACUUUGAAAAGAAAAUCCGAAAAUGGUCAAUCAAAGAUUAGUAGUACACACUAUCCUGUAAAUCAACUGCAACGAUUACCUCUACCUCCAAUAUCUUCACUGGAAGGCUUAAAAAGCUCGGACGCAAGUGCUUUCCCUAAUAAUAAAAAUGAUAAUCAUUUGUUGAAUUACUUUCCGGGCUAUAAUGAGAGUAAUAAAUUAUUCAAAUCAGAAUCUCAUCCACAAUUGUUUCGAAUAAAUCCAGCUCCUGGAACACCUAGUAAUACUACUACAUCCACUCCAUCAAAUCGUCUAUUCAACACUCCAUUUCCUAAAUGCGGAUCUCAACCAGAAAUCCAUGGGAAUUUUAGUUCGUAUCUUAGUGAUCAAAACCAAAGCCUAGAUCAGCAGAAAGCACUACUUUCUCUUGCAUCGUCACUAUCUUCUUCAUUAGCUUCUUCAUCAACUUCAUUAUUUUCUAAAAAAGGUACCACGAUACCGACAGAUUCGUUGGCAUCCUCUAGAUCCUCACUUUCAAUAGCGAAUAUACCAUUUAAACCAAAAAAAAAGAACUUUGAAAUAUUUGCGAACUCUAACUCUAACCAAGAUAAUAAUACGAAAAGUUCACACCUGAAUAUCAUGAACACAAUUAAUAGUAAUGAAGUGAAAAUACGAAAGAUAUCCUCAUUACUUGCCGAAGCAGAAAAUAAACGGAAAAUAGACAAUAAUACUUCUUUCCCUUUAUCGCAUGACAAUGAUAUUAUUCUGAACCCACUAAUAAAGAAGGAUGAAGGGCAUAGUCAUAACAAUAUCGCUCAUGAUAAUAAUAAUAAUAAUAAUAAUAAUAAUGAUAAUGAUACCAAUGUGAAGGAAACAAUGAAAAUUAAUAUGGAUAUAAUUAAUGAAUCGAUCUUAUUGAUAUCUACUAUAUUGGAAGAUCUAUCAACAAAUUCAAAUCCAGAAAAUCAAAGGAAUGAUGAACCUCUCUUUGUGAAAAUUGAAGAAAGAUUGAAUAAAUUGAAUUUAAUGCAAGAACAAUUAGAUAAGUUAAUUAAAGAGGAGGACAAAUAA